Chaetomium globosum CBS 148.51 is the source of this 1170-nucleotide messenger RNA. RefSeq lists its product as uncharacterized. Gene Ontology annotation, molecular function: transmembrane transporter activity. Gene Ontology annotation, biological process: transport. The record is from RefSeq and is a predicted model, not a curated record. The coding region runs from base 1 to 1170 and encodes 389 amino acids. The transcript has a single exon. Lineage: Eukaryota; Fungi; Ascomycota; Sordariomycetes; Sordariales; Chaetomiaceae.
AUGUCCGCCGACUUCUGGGCCGGCUACAUCUCCGGCGCGGCUGGCAUCAUCCUCGGCAACCCGCUCGACGUGCUUAAGGUCCGCCUCCAAGCCGGCAUCACCACCCCGUCCCCGUCCCCGUCCUCUCCACUCACCCCUCCCUCCGCCGCGCCAUCAACAUCCCGUGCCUACAGCUAUGCCCGCCCCUUUCUCCUGGGCACAGCCGCCCCCGUUCUAGGCUACGGCGCUCUCAACGCGCUGCUCUUUGUGUCCUACAACCGCACCGAGGCCUUUCUCAACCAACUCUCCAGAUGCAACACGGGAGGCAGCACACCGCAAGACACCCAAGCCCGCGGCACCAACCUCCUCACGACCUGGCUCGCCGGCGCCGUCGGCGGCCUCGCCACCUGGGCAGUCUCCACCCCAACCGAGCUCGUCAAAUGCCGCGCCCAGCUACAAAUCCCAACCUCACCACCACCACCACCACCACCACCACACAGGCACACCCACCCAACGCCUAACCACCGCCCCCCACCUACCACCUCCACAACCACCACCUCCUCCUGGCACAUAACCAAACACCUCCUCCAACAGCACGGCCCGCGCGCCCUCUACGCCGGCGGCGCCGUCACCGCCCUGCGCGACACCAUCGGCUACGGCUUCUACUUCUGGGGCUACGAGCUCUGCUCGCGCGCCAUGCGCGGCUUCGUGCUGUCGUCCCCCACGUCUGGCGCUGCCGCUGGUACUGUUUCUGGGAUGGGGGGUGGUGAUGGUGGUGGUGGUGGUGGUGGUAAUAGUGGUGGUGGUGGGGAGGGGAUGGGGAUGGAGGCGGCGCGGGUGUUGCUGUGCGGGGGGCUGGCGGGGAUUAUUACGUGGGCGAGUAUUUUCCCGUUGGAUGUGGUCAAGACGAGGGUGCAGACGCAGUUUUUGGGCGGGGAGAGGGCGCCGCUGCUUGGGGGCGGUGGUGGUGGUGAGGGCGGGGGAAGGCCGCUCGGCGCGUGGGAGGUGGCGCGCCAGACGUACCGGGAGGGCGGGGUGCGGCCGUUCUUUAGGGGGCUGGGGGUGUGCAGCGUAAGGGCGUUUAUUGUGAAUGCUGUGCAGUGGGCGGUGUAUGAGUGGGUGAUGGCCGAGUUGGGGCAGGGGAGGAGGGAGGCGCGGGAGAGUCAGGAGGGGGGGUUUAUUGCGGUGUAG